Messenger RNA from Octodon degus (degu), 2130 nucleotides. RefSeq names its product cytochrome P450 2B4. Gene Ontology annotation, molecular function: heme binding; oxidoreductase activity, acting on paired donors, with incorporation or reduction of molecular oxygen, reduced flavin or flavoprotein as one donor, and incorporation of one atom of oxygen; iron ion binding. Gene Ontology annotation, biological process: xenobiotic metabolic process. The coding region runs from base 57 to 1574 and encodes 505 amino acids. NCBI's taxonomy places the organism in Eukaryota, Metazoa, Chordata, Mammalia, Rodentia, Octodontidae. The transcript is spliced from 9 exons. Gene Ontology annotation, cellular component: intracellular membrane-bounded organelle; cytoplasm. The record is from RefSeq and is a predicted model, not a curated record.
GAACACAGGCUGAUAUACAAGGCUACAGACAGGUGGACAGCAGUGCAACCAGAACCAUGGAGCUCAGCGUCCUCCUGUUCCUUGCUCUGUUCACAGGCCUCUUACUUCUCCUGUUCAGGGGCCACCCACAGGCCCAUGGCCACCUCCCGCCAGGCCCACGUCCUCUUCCCUUCCUGGGGAACCUUCUGCAGAUGGACAGAAAAGGGCUGCUCAAGUCUUUCCUGAAGUUCCGAGAGAAAUAUGGAGAUGUGUUCACCGUGUACCUGGGGCCAAGGCCUGUAGUCAUGCUGUGUGGGACAGAGGCCAUACGGGAGGCCCUGGUGGACCAAGCUGAGGCUUUCUCAGGCCGAGGGACAAUUGCUACUGUGGAGCCUGUCUUCCAGGGAUAUGGGGUGGUCUUUGCCAAUGGGGAACGCUGGAAGGCCCUUCGGAGAUUCUCUUUGGCCACCCUGAGGGACUUUGGGAUGGGAAAGCGGAGCGUGGAGGAGCAGAUUCAGGAGGAGGCUCAGUGUAUGGUGGAGGAGCUGCGGAAAUCCCAGGGAGGCCUGGUGGACCCCAUAUUCCUCUUUCAUUCUGUCACUGCCAACAUCAUCUGCUCCAUCGUCUUUGGAAAACGCUUUGACUACAAAGAUCCCCAGUUCCUUCGGAUGCUGGACCUGUUCUAUAAGUCCUUUAAUCUCAUCAGCUCCUUUUCCAGCCAGGUGUUUGAACUCUUCUCCAACAUCCUGAAACACUUUCCUGGCACACACAGGGAAAUCUACAGAAACAUGCAGGAAAUCAAUGCCUUCAUUGGCCACAGUGUGGAGAAACACCGUGAAACACUUGAUCCCAGCUCCCCCAGAGACUUCAUUGAUACCUUCCUGCUCCGCAUGGACAAAGACAAGUCUGACCAGAACACUGAGUUCCACCACAAGAACCUCAUCAUGACCUCGCUCUCGCUCUUCUUUGCUGGCACGGAGACCACCAGUACAACUCUCCGCUAUGGCUUCCUGUUUCUACUCAAGUACCCCCAUAUUGCAGAGAGAGUCCAAAAGGAAAUUGAACAGGUGAUUGGUUCACACCGCCAGCCAGCCUUGGAGGACAGAACCAAAAUGCCAUACACUGAGGCAGUCAUCUGUGAGAUUCAGAGAUUUGCGGACCUCCUCCCUAUUGGCAUUCCGCACGUGGUCAUGAAAGACACUCCCUUCCGAGGGUUCAUCCUACCCAAGAACACAGAAAUAUACCCAAUUCUAUCCACUGCUCUCCAUGAUUCACAUCACUUUGAAAAACCAGAUACCUUUAACCCGGAUCACUUUCUGGAUGCUAAGGGGGCACUGAAGAAGAGUCCAGCUUUUAUUCCCUUCUCCAUGGGGAAGCGCAUUUGUCUUGGAGAAAGCAUUGCCCGCACCGAGUUGUUCCUCUUCUUCACCACCAUCCUCCAGAACUUCUCCAUCACCAGCCCAGUGGCUCCUGAGGACAUUGACUUCACACCCAAGGAGGUUGGUAUUGGCAGAGUUCCCCCAGUAUACCAGAUUCACUUCCUGCCCCGCACAAUGGACUCAGGGCAGAAGAAUAAAGGACUGCAGGGUCAUUAAGUGCCGGAUCUCUGCAAAGAACGGCCCCUCACUUCCUCCAUCUGAGAAACCUAUUGUUUCCCCUCCCUGGUGGCUACUCCAUGCAGUUAUCCUAGUGGGCUUCUUCCACAAGCUGCAGUUCUUCCAAGGCUCUGUGCUGUAUUCCUUUCUUGUGCAAAUAGAGGUGCAAAGGUUAGAACUGGAUCAACAAUUACCAAGCCUUUUAUGGUGAAUAGAAAAAAGUUAGGGGUCAAAAGGGACAAAUUGGCUCUGGGCCAUCUGAAGUUCUGCCUCCCUGUAUGCAGCUCAGGCUGAGUGACUUUUUCCUUGCCAGAACAAUCACAGUCUGAUUUGUCACCCCCUUGUGCUCUGCACUCUGUGCUAAAGAGUUCUAAGUGGCAAUUCCCCUCUCUGUGGCCCAGGGGGUGGGUGCAGGGAUCGGGCCCAUUUUAUAGAUGAAGAACAGAGGUCAGGUGAUAGCACCAUCUGCCUGAAGUCACAAUCCCAGGGAGUGGAGGGGCACACGUGUUCUCCUCUCUAAAGCUCAAACUCUUCACUAUAGCAGAAUUGAAUGAAG